Capronia coronata CBS 617.96 is the source of this 225-nucleotide messenger RNA. RefSeq lists its product as uncharacterized. NCBI's taxonomy places the organism in Eukaryota, Fungi, Ascomycota, Eurotiomycetes, Chaetothyriales, Herpotrichiellaceae. The record is from RefSeq and is a predicted model, not a curated record. The transcript is spliced from 3 exons. The annotation marks the transcript as partial.
GUUUUGGCACAGCUAACUGUCGACAGGAAGUAUGACACAUGCUUCUUAAAGUGGUAUUCCGAGAAAUACAUCCGCGGCAACUCUUCCACAGACGAAUGCCAGCCUCUCUUUCGGCAGUACAAGUCCUGCUUGACUAAAGCGCUGAAGGAGAGAGGGAUCGACUCUAUGCUGAAUGAGGCUAGGGAAGGCACCUCUGAGACUGAUGAUGAACACUUGCGGCGGUAG